Candidozyma auris is the source of this 603-nucleotide messenger RNA. RefSeq lists its product as uncharacterized. The transcript has a single exon. Gene Ontology annotation, cellular component: ESCRT III complex; multivesicular body. Gene Ontology annotation, biological process: late endosome to vacuole transport; endosome transport via multivesicular body sorting pathway; protein transport. The record is from RefSeq and is a predicted model, not a curated record. Lineage: Eukaryota; Fungi; Ascomycota; Pichiomycetes; Serinales; Metschnikowiaceae. Bases 1 to 603 code for a protein of 200 amino acids.
AUGGCUGGUCUCGAACAAUCCCUUUUCCAACUAAAAUUUACAGCCAAGCUGUUGAAUAGGCAAGCCGCUAAGGCGGCUAAGGAGGAGCUUUCCGAGAAGGCGAAGACGAAGAAGGCAAUGAUGCAAGGUAACAGCGAUAUUGCCCAACUAUACGCACAGAACGCUAUUAGAAAAGCGAAUGAGAGAGUAAAUCUUUUAAGGUUGGCCUCCAGAAUUGAUGCUGUUGCUUCUAGAGUACAGACGGCAGUGACAAUGCGUUCAGUGACAGGGAAUAUGGCCCAGGUCAUUAGAGGUAUGGACAAAGCUCUUCAAACAAUGAAUUUGGAGAAAAUAUCUUUGGUUAUGGAUAAAUUUGAGAAUCAGUUCGAGGACUUAGAUGCCUCUACAAACUACUAUGAGUCUGCUACGAAUAACGUGAACGCUUUAACAACUCCUCAGGAGGAAGUUGAUGAGUUGAUGAGUCAAAUAGCCGAUGAAGCAGGAAUAGAAAUGAAACAGGGGCUUAAUGAAACGAAGGUGGAUAUCCAGUCGCCCCCUGUGUCUAACAUCAGCGAAGAGAAGGAGGAUAAGCUAGCGGAACGGUUGCGUGCUUUGAGAAAUUAA